AGAAAGGUCCCUUCUGUUCGACGUGCUCUAUAUAAAGGCUUUACCUUGUCUUGAUGUGAGACUUGCAGCUGAAAACCUUCAGGAACAUGCUGAACAUCAGCAGGCAGACAUUUCUGCAGCUGCUGCCCUCCAGGGCCUCGGACCGUCUGCUGCAGCCGCUCUGGGAUUAUUUGCUUCUGCACCACCUUCCGCUCAUCUCAUCUCCUUUCUUUCCUGUCCUGCUCGCCUUCUCCAGCUAUUUCUUCUUCAGUGUACCUUUUGCUGUGCUGGACCUAUUAGGUGAAAGAGUGCAUUUAUUCCAUCAGUACAAGAUCCAACCAGACAGGCAGCCAACAGUAGGGAUGAUGGCAAAGGGCCUCACGACAGCGCUGUAUAACCACAUUUUCUUUGUUCUGCCAGCUGUAGUUAUCGGAAUGUUCUUCCUGCCUGCACCAACACUGCCUCAGGUUGCUCCGACUGUGUAUGAGGUUUUCAUUGAUGGACUGGCUGUGCUUCUCCUCUUUGACACUCAGUACUUUAUUUGGCAUUUCAUACAUCACAAGCAUCCACAGCUGUACCGCUGGAUCCAUGCAGUCCACCAUGAAUACAUAGCUCCCUUCUCCUGGUCCUCUGAGCAGCUCAGCAUCCCAGAGCUGUUGACUAUCGGAUUCUGGAGCAACCUGGACACAAUUCUUUUGAGGUGCCACCCGCUGACCACAUGGUGCAUCACAGUUUUCAGUAUCUGGAUGUCUGUGGAGGACCACAUAGGCUAUGACCUGCCAUGGACACUAAACCACCUGGUGCCUUUCGGUCUGCUCGGCGGUGCACCAGCUCAUGACAUGCACCACCAGAAGCCCAGCAGUAACUUUGCUCCUUUUUUCAGCCACUGGGACAGAAUCUUUGGCACAGCUGUUCCUCUGAAGAAAAAAAAGGAAAUAAACAAAAGUGAAUAAAAAAUACCCUCUGUAAAUACUGCAUGUUGUUUUUCACUGUCACUUUCCCAUCUAUUAUUUGUAAUCAUUUCAUCGUUAUUGCAAGUAUUCAGUCUUAUUUUUGUUGCUCAUUUUCAUUUGUGAGGCUGCCAACAAUAAAAGUUCUUGUAAAAAAAGAAAGUGUUUUAUCA
Molecule: messenger RNA, 1102 nt
Organism: Labrus mixtus (cuckoo wrasse)
Lineage: Eukaryota; Metazoa; Chordata; Actinopteri; Labriformes; Labridae
Gene: ch25hl1.1
Product: cholesterol 25-hydroxylase like 1, tandem duplicate 1
Exons: 1
Coding region: 87-932 (281 amino acids)
Biological process (GO): cholesterol metabolic process; sterol biosynthetic process
Molecular function (GO): C-4 methylsterol oxidase activity; iron ion binding; steroid hydroxylase activity
Source: RefSeq, a predicted model, not a curated record